AUGAAAGACUUUUAUCGCCACGCCUCUUUCGUUUAUAGCGCCUUCCUUAUGUCCCGUCAGGAUUACAAGAUAUACGUUGGCAACCUCCCUCCCGACAUCAAAGCAAGGGAUAUAGAGGCAAUAUUUUCCAAGUAUGGCAACAUACUCGAGAUCGACUUGAAGUGCAGGCGCGGACCUCCCUUCGCCUUCAUCGAAUUCGAGGAUGAACGAGAUGCUGCCGACGCGGUUCGAGAACGAGACGGCUAUACAUACGAUGGAUACGCCUUGCGAGUUGAAUUUCCUCGCGGCGGUGGCGGCCUAAGGAAGUCCUUCGGAAAUAGAGGUGGUGGACCAUCUCGCAGAUCUGACUUUCGUGUGGUCAUUGAUGGAUUGCCGCCAACAGGUAGCUGGCAGGAUCUGAAGGAUCAUAUGAGGGAAGCAGGCGAUGUUGGGUAUGCAGAUGUCUUUAAAGACGGCACAGGGGUGGUGGAGUUUUUGCGCUACGAAGAUAUGAAAUAUGCAGUAAAGAAGCUUAACGAUUCCAAAUUUCGAUCGCAUGAG
Molecule: messenger RNA, 540 nt
Organism: Protopolystoma xenopodis
Lineage: Eukaryota; Metazoa; Platyhelminthes; Monogenea; Polystomatidea; Polystomatidae
Source: the annotation of a GenBank genome assembly